Messenger RNA from Thamnophis sirtalis, 6769 nucleotides. NCBI's taxonomy places the organism in Eukaryota, Metazoa, Chordata, Lepidosauria, Squamata, Natricidae. The record is from RefSeq and is a predicted model, not a curated record.
GAACGAAAAGCACCGAGCUAGGCGGGUACAGCCCUGGAGGUGGAAAACAGCGGCAGAGACCUUCGGCAACUCAGGGCCCCCGGCCGGCCAGACCCGAGACAACCUGAAACCUCCGUGAUAUACCCACUGUACUAGCCUCGUAGCCAGUAGGGGAGUACGCACUCCCGGUUUCGGCUAGAAACUCGGGACCCCGGGUGGACUCCACCCCAAUUUCUCCUGGCAAUUGAGCACGUUCGCGGGUCUGGGAGACCGCUUCGCCUCGAUUUGGAGAGCUGCUUCUUCUCUGAACAUCUCCUUUCCUGCGGGUCUAUAUGGUGGAGAGGAGACGGGGCCGCUGCUGAAGCGCCUGAGGCACGGCGUCUCCAGUGUCGAGGAGAGAGCCUUAUCCUUUCCAUAGAUCGAGCGCUCGUAACCAUCCGUAUCCUCCGGGGAGGGGGGGAGAGGCUGAGAGAAGGGGGGAGGGGCCGCUCCUGCCGCUUCCUCCUCCUCCUCCUCCUCUCCUUGCUUUGGGAUCGAUCCCGUCGUCUCACCAGAAAGGGGUACCCUGCCGGAGAGAGAGAAAGAAAGGAAAGAAAAGGAGGGGUGGCAGGCGCGCGUCCUGGAGCCCACCCUCUCCAGCUCCCAUCCCAGGAUCUCUGCUGCCUCCAUCGGGACAACACAUAUCUCUCCUCCGCCUCCUUGUUCCUGCACAACAAGAUGUGAAGCGGAGACUCCUGGGACUUAGCUUCAUCCUCCUCCUCCUCCUUACGGCUCCCUUUUCUGCAGCCAUUAGUGAUUAGCAGGGACGGCGCAGGGGGAGUUGGGGGGACCCUCGGUACGUUCCGUCUGCGAUCCCCUUCCCCAGCCCCUUGUUCAUCCGCCUAGGCAUUUUCCUCCGUUGCAAGCUGGUUUUGGAAGGAGUAGGAAAGAACUGCGAGCAAAGAAAAACGAUUCUUUUUCUCUUCGCCUCUCCUCCUUCGCCCGCCUCCUUGUGGCGAUGAGGAGGAGGAGGACGACGCCGAGGAGGAAGAGGUUGAUGGCGGCGAAGAGGCAGCAGCAGGAGGAAAAGACGACGACCCCCCGGAGGAUGAAGAUGGUGGUAUUGGCGGCGGCGGUGAGGAAGCACCAACUGUUCUACGGCCGGAUUUAAUUCGAUUUGUAAAUUUACCGAGCCCCUUUAAUUAAUUUUAGGAAGGGUUUGUUCUCUUCUUUUCAUCCUUGUUUUUCCCUGUGGCCCGGAGAAAAGACUGCUUCCACACCCUGUUUCCCAUCUCUGUUCCCCCUUACUCACUGCUAUCCAACAGAAAUCGAUCUCGAGGAGCCGAAAAAGAGGAACUUUGUCUAUUUCUUCAGUCCAUUUCCAUACUGCUCUUCGGUUGAUUUUGGAUCACAGAAAACGGCUGAAGGCAUUGGGGAUCCCCAUCUUCAAUUUGGGCUCUGUUUGUCUAAAAAGAAUUAAAAAUGGCCGAGAAUGUGGUGGAGUCGGGCCCGCCUUCAGCCAAGAGGCCUAAACUCUCUUCACCGGCGCUCUCUGUCUCUGCAAGCGAUGGCACAGAUUUUGGAUCUCUCUUUGAUUUGGAACAUGACUUACCAGAUGAACUUAUCAGCUCUACGGAACUGGGACUUACUAAUGGUGGUGACAUUAAUCAACUGCAGACUAGCCUUGGUAUGGCACAAGAUGCUGCUUCUAAACACAAACAGUUGUCAGAACUGCUACGAGCUGGCAGCUCGCCAAACCUUAAUAUGGGAGUUGCUGGGCCAGCACAGAAUAUGGCCAGUCAGCCACAACAGAACAAUCCUGGAAUGGGAAUCUUAAAUAGUAUGGUCAAAAGUCCCAUGGCACAGGCUGCACUGACAUCUCCAAAUUUGGGGAUGGGUACAGGUGGGCCAAAUCAAGGUCCAUCAACUCAGUCCACUGCAGGAAUGAUGCAAACAGUAAAUAGUCCAGUAAAUCAGCCUGGAAUGGGCAUGAAUGCAGGAAUAAAUGCUGGCAUGAAUCCUGGUAUGUUAUCUGCAGGAAAUGGGCAAGGAAUGAUGCAAGGACAAGUUAUGAACGGUUCAAUUGGAGCUGGAAGAGGACGUUCCAAUAUGUCAUAUCCAAACCCAGGAAUGGGAAAUGCUGGUACUCUAAUAGCAGAGACAUUACAGCAAGGUUCUCCUCAAAUGGGAGGGCAGGCAAGCCUGAGAGGUCCGCAGCCUGGAGCAAUGAACAAGAUGGGAAUGAUGAACAACCCCGGUCCUUAUGUCCCGCCAUAUAGCCAAAACACUGGGCAGCCAAUUGGAGCCAGUGGACUUGGUCCCCAGAUGCAAAAUAAGCCGGUAUUACCUAACAGUUUGCCACAGUUUCCAAUGGACAAGAAACCAGUGCCUGCUCCUGUUAUGCCUAACAUGUGUCAGCAGCAGCAGACUCCUUCAGUUCAGCAGGCUAGCAUGGUAUCAACUGCUAUGGGAUCAGGAGCACCUACAGCAGACCCAGAAAAACGCAAGCUUAUACAGCAGCAACUUGUUCUCCUCUUGCAUGCUCACAAAUGUCAGCGGAGGGAGCAAGCAAAUGGAGAAGUACGACAGUGUAACCUCCCUCACUGUCGAACCAUGAAGAAUGUCCUCAACCACAUGACACAUUGCCAGGCUGGAAAAUCCUGUCAGGUGGCUCAUUGUGCAUCUUCACGACAAAUCAUAUCUCACUGGAAGAAUUGUACCCGGCAUGAUUGUCCUGUGUGUCUUCCUCUUAAAAAUGCUGGGGAUAAAAGAAAUCAACAAUCAUUAUUAGGUGGUGCUGCAGUAGGAAUUGGAAAUUCUGGUUCUGUGGGAGUUGGGCAGCAGACAACACCCAACUUAAAUACUACUAACCAGAUUGACCCCAGCUCUAUUGAAAGGGCUUAUGCAGCUCUGGGGCUGACAUAUCAAGGGAAUCAGAUGCCAACACAGACACAGGCUCAAGUGAAAAGUCAGCAGCAAGGACAGUCACCACAGGGGCUUCGCCCCAUGAAUCCCACAAGUGCUAAUCCUAUGGGAGUGAAUGGAGGAGUUGGAGUUCAAGCCCAGAAUCUGCUACCAGAUGCAAUGUUGCAUUCAGCUGUAAAUUCUCAAAAUCCUAUGUUGAAUGAAAAUGCAAAUGUUGCUGGUCUGGGGAAUAUGCCAACUGCAACACAUCCUUCUGGUAUUGGAAUUCGAAAACCAUGGCAUGAAGAUAUUACUCAGGAUCUCAGAAACCACCUUGUGCAUAAACUAGUACAAGCCAUAUUUCCAACUCCUGACCCCGCAGCACUGAAAGAUAGACGUAUGGCAAAUCUUGUCUCCUAUGCUCGGAAAGUUGAAGGGGACAUGUAUGAAUCUGCAAAUAGCAGGGCAGAGUACUAUCACUUAUUAGCAGAGAAAAUUUAUAAAAUCCAGAAGGAAUUGGAGGAAAAGAGAAGGACCAGAUUGCAGAGGCAAAAUAUGAUACCAAAUGCCCCAGUCAUGCCACCAGCUCCUAUGAAUCAAGGACCCAUGGGGCAGCCACAGCCUGGAAUGACAGCAAAUGGUCCUCUUCCUGACCCAAACAUGAUUCGUUCCAAUGUGCCAAACCAAAUGGUAAAUCGCAUGCAGACACCACCAGGAAUGAAUCAGUUUGGCCCAAUAACCAUGUCAAUGCCAUCAGUUGGACCCCGACAAACCCCUCCCCUUCCUCACCCCGGACAGCUAAACCAGGCUGGGAAUAUAAAUCAGAUUGGAUUUCCCCCACGUAUGCAACCUCAAGGGGUUGGUCAGUCUUCUGGUCAAAGUCAAUUUGUACCACAGAACCAGUUUCCUUCAUUGUCCCCUGGAAUGAAUCCAGCUAGCACACCUAUGACUCAACCUGCCAAUCAGACUCCAGCUUCUCAAGCACAAAUGACCAACUCUUCAUGUCCUGUAACAUCUCCAGCAGUGGCUCCUGGCUCUCAAGGGGGUCAUAUUCAUUGUCCUCCCAUUCCACAGUCUGCAUUGCAUCGUAAUUCUCCUUCUCCAGUACCAAGUCGUACUCCUACACCUCAUCAUACGCCCCCAGGAUUGGUUUCCCAGCAGCAGCAACAGCAGCAGCAGCAGCAGCAGCAGCAGCAACAGCAACAACAACAGCAGCCACCUGCACCCCAACAGGCAACUAUUGCCUCUGCCCCUGCUGCUGUUUCUCAAAUGCCACCUUCUGGGCCCCAGUCACAAACUAUGCACCCCUCUCAGAGGCAGACUCCAACACCCCCACAGGCUCAGUUGACUCCUCAAAUGCAGCCUCCAGUUUCUGUUACCCCUUCUGCAGAGCAGCAGUUGCCACAGCAACCUCUUUCACAACAGAGCACAACUGCAUCUGUACCUACCCCAACAGCGACACUGCAACCUCAACACCCUACAACACCUCUUUCACAGCCAGGUGCAAAUAUUGAUGGGCAGGUAUCAAAUCCACCAUCCACCAGUAGUGCAGAUGUAAACAUUCAGCAAACUGCCCCUGAGCAGCAGCAACAGCAGCAACAGCAAAGUUUACCUGAAAUUAAAAUGGAGGUUAAAAUGGAAGAGGAGGACUCUGAACACACAGAUCAUCAAAUAGAUGAGAAACCAGAGAUUAAAGUAGAACCCCUAGCGGAUGAAUGUAAAUCUGAACCAAUGCAACAGGAGGAAAAGAAACCAGAAAUGAAGCAAGAAGUAAAGGAAGAGGAGGAAAGGCCUAGUACUCCAGGUACCCAGUCUUCACCAGCUUCUGGGCAGUCAAAGAGAAAAAUUUUCAAGCCGGAAGAGUUGAGACAGGCACUUAUGCCAACUUUGGAGGCACUGUAUCGCCAGGACCCAGAGUCCCUUCCUUUCCGGCAGCCUGUGGAUCCUCAACUACUAGGAAUUCCUGACUACUUUGAUAUAGUAAAGAACCCCAUGGAUCUUUCUACUAUCAAGAGAAAGCUUGAUACAGGACAGUACCAGGAACCUUGGCAAUAUGUGGAUGAUAUUUGGCUUAUGUUCAAUAAUGCCUGGCUUUACAAUCGUAAAACAUCUAGAGUGUACAAGUACUGUUCCAAAUUAGCAGAGGUUUUUGAGCAGGAAAUUGAUCCGGUUAUGCAGAGCCUCGGCUACUGUUGUGGACGAAAGUUGGAAUUUUCACCACAAACUUUAUGUUGUUAUGGCAAACAAUUAUGCACAAUUCCACGUGAUGCUACAUAUUACAGUUAUCAAAACAGGUAUCAUUUCUGUGAGAAGUGCUUCAAUGAAAUCCAAGGGGAAAGCGUUUCUUUGGGGGAUGAUCCAUCACAACCACAAACCACAAUAAAUAAAGAUCAGUUUUCAAAAAGAAAAAAUGAUACACUGGAUCCAGAACAAUUUGUUGAAUGUAUUGAAUGUGGAAGAAAGAUGCAUCAGAUUUGUGUACUUCACAAUGAAAUAAUCUGGCCAUCUGGCUUUGUCUGUGAUGGCUGCCUAAAAAAAUCAGGACGAACUCGAAGAGAGAACAAAUUUUCUGCCAGAAGAUUACCAACUACUAGACUUGGUACCUUCUUGGAAAACAGAGUGAAUGAGUUCCUGAGACGACAGAAUCAUCCUGAGUCGGGUGAAGUCAUUGUUAGGGUGGUUCAUACCUCAGAAAAAACUGUAGAAGUUAAACCUGGAAUGAAAGCAAGAUUUGUAGAUAGUGGAGAGAUGGCUGAACAAUUCCCUUACCGAACAAAAGCACUCUUUGCUUUUGAGGAGAUUGAUGGUGUAGAUUUAUGCUUUUUUGGCAUGCAUGUUCAGGAGUAUGGGUCUGAUUGCCCUCAACCCAACCAGAGGCGAGUAUACAUAUCUUACCUUGACAGUGUUCAUUUCUUCCGCCCUAAAUGCCUGAGGACUGCUGUCUAUCAUGAAAUUCUGAUAGGUUACCUAGAGUAUGUUAAGAAGUUGGGCUAUACAACUGGACAUAUCUGGGCCUGCCCACCUAGUGAAGGAGAUGAUUAUAUUUUCCAUUGCCAUCCUCCUGAUCAAAAAAUUCCCAAACCAAAACGAUUGCAAGAAUGGUAUAAAAAGAUGUUGGAUAAAUCCGUGACAGAGCGCAUUGUCCAUGAUUAUAAGGAUAUUUUUAAGCAAGCAACAGAAGACCGUCUAACAAGUGCAAAGGAGCUGCCCUACUUUGAAGGAGAUUUCUGGCCAAAUGUUCUAGAAGAGAGCAUUAAGGAAUUGGAGCAAGAGGAGGAAGAGAGGAAAAGGGAAGAGAACACUAGCAAUGAGAGCACUGAUGUUAGCAAAGGAGAUAGUAAAAAUGCCAAAAAGAAAAACAACAAGAAGACCAGUAAAAAUAAAAGUAGCUUAAGUCGUGGUAACAAAAAGAAGCCAGGCAUGCCCAAUGUCUCCAAUGAUCUUUCCCAGAAACUCUAUGCCACUAUGGAAAAGCACAAAGAGGUAUUCUUUGUGAUCCGUCUCAUUGCUGGUCCUCAAGCCAACUCUCUGCCUCCCAUCAUUGAACCUGACCCACUUAUUCCAUGUGAUUUAAUGGAUGGGCGUGAUGCCUUCCUUACCCUUGCUAGAGACAAACAUCUUGAGUUUUCUUCACUACGAAGAGCAAUGUGGUCAACUAUGUGUAUGCUAGUAGAGCUGCAUACACAGAGCCAGGACCGUUUUGUGCACAACUGCCUGCAAUGAGUGCAAGCACCAUGUGGAGACAAGAUGGCAUUGCACUGUUUGUGAGGUAUGCCUAACUUAUAGUGAAGCAGCUGGUUAAACUUGCAUUUCAGGAAUUUCUUUUGCCUUGCUAGUUUCCCUCGUACGUAAUCAUUGGAUAAUAAAUAUAUAGGUACCUCUGUCAUCUCAAUAUAGCUCCUCUCUA